AUGAAGUUGGAUACGAGGGCCAUGCGCCAUCUGGCGUCAGAAGACUGGAGGGUUCUUACUGCUGUUGAAAUGGGCAGCAAAAAUCACGAAAUUGUGCCAACGCCAUUGAUAGAAAAGCUUUCCCGACUGCGAGGUGGAGCCAACGGUGUGCACAGAAGCAUCUCAGCACUCGCCAAAGUUGGCCUCAUCGCCAGAGUAAAAGAAGCCAAGUAUGAUGGAUACCGUUUGACGUAUGGAGGUCUAGAUUAUCUCGCUUUGCAUACCCAUGCCACUCGCAAAGACCUCUAUAGCGUCGGAAGCAGAAUUGGUGUUGGAAAGGAGAGCGAUAUCAUGAUAGUCGCAGACCACACAGGCGCCCAGCGAGUCCUGAAAAUCCACCGAUUGGGGAGAAUAUCGUUCCGAACUGUGAAAUCCAACCGCGAUUAUCUCAAGAAUCGAGCGUCUGGGUCGUGGAUGUAUCUUUCUAGGCUGGCAGCCAUGAAGGAAUUUGCAUUUAUGAAGGCAUUACAUGAAGAAGGAUUCCCGGUGCCGGUUCCCCUGGCACAGUCUCGCCACACAAUUGUCAUGACACUAGUGGACGCUUUCCCUCUCCGUCAGAUCUCCGAUGUACCAGAUCCGGCGUCUCUCUACGCCGACUUGAUCGCCCUCAUACUACGAUUUGCUAGUCAUGGAUUGAUUCACGGGGAUUUCAAUGAAUUCAAUAUUCUUGUUAAAGAGGAGAAGGUCGUAUCAGACGAUGGUGAAGAGUCGGUCAAGCUCGAGCCAGUCGUCAUUGAUUUUCCACAAAUGGUAUCCAUGGAGCAUCAGAACGCCGAAAUGUACUUCGACAGAGAUGUUGAGUGCAUCAAAAGAUUCUUCUCAAGAAGAUUUCACUUCACCAGCACUACCCCUGGGCCGUUCUAUAAAGAUUCAAAAAAGAAACUGGCCAAAGGUGGCUUCAAGAGAUUGGAUGCGACGGUAGAGGCAUCCGGCUUCACUAAAAAGAUGUUGAAAGAUCUUGAAGCGGCAAUAAAAGAUCAGGUGGCAUCUAGAGGAGAGGAUGGGGAGCUGGAUGACGACGACGACGACGACGAGGAAGAAGAUGAUGAUGAGGAGGAGGAUGAUGGAUCCGAGCAAGAUGAUGAUGAGAAAGCUGGCGGUGGUAUUUUAGGAUCCCAAAGCCAUCAAGACGACCUCAACGACGAUGCUAAGGCAGUUGACGAGGGGACGUCCAGUGCUGAUGCCCAGGAGAGCAUGUCCAAACUAACAUUAUAG
Messenger RNA from Pochonia chlamydosporia 170, 1254 nucleotides. Its product is annotated as serine/threonine-protein kinase RIO2. The transcript is spliced from 2 exons. Gene Ontology annotation, molecular function: ATP binding; protein serine/threonine kinase activity. Gene Ontology annotation, cellular component: preribosome, small subunit precursor; nucleus; cytosol. Gene Ontology annotation, biological process: protein phosphorylation; maturation of SSU-rRNA. The record is from RefSeq and is a predicted model, not a curated record. NCBI's taxonomy places the organism in Eukaryota, Fungi, Ascomycota, Sordariomycetes, Hypocreales, Clavicipitaceae. The coding region runs from base 1 to 1254 and encodes 417 amino acids.